Caenorhabditis elegans is the source of this 990-nucleotide messenger RNA. The record is from the annotation of a RefSeq genome assembly. NCBI's taxonomy places the organism in Eukaryota, Metazoa, Nematoda, Chromadorea, Rhabditida, Rhabditidae.
AUGGAUCAACAACUAGAUGAACAACUUUUCGUUAUUAUCGAUAAAAUUUUCAUUAAAAUUUUUCUAGUUCAAUUUAUAAUUUCUAUCGCUGGAAUCAUCAUAAAUAUUUCUCAUGUAUUCAUAUUAACCAGAAGCUCUAUGCGAACUUCAAGUACAAAUUCCCUUAUGAUUGGAAUUGCGUUAUGUGAUGUUAUUUUCUUAACGGCAAAUUUAAAUGAUUUGGUACGGAAGUAUUGGAUUUCUAAUAAUAUUUGCAUCAAUAUCGAAUCAUAUUUAUUUGUUGUGAGCCGCCAAUGGAUUUUUGAUUUUUUGAGUGACGUUUCUGAAAAGUCAUCCUUCUCAUUUGGUGUAAUUCUUGCAUUAAUUCGUCUAGUUAUAAUGAAAACUACUGGGCGGUUUGAGAACUUCGCAAAACCUAUCACAGGUUGUCUUUUGUCUCUAAUGAUUUUGAUUUUGCUCACAUUGGCAUCUGGUAUUUACUAUGUGCAAUUUUACAUUCAAACGUCAAGUUUUUGGAAGCCACCAAAAAAGUGCACAGGAUAUGCAGCAAAACACACAUAGUCAAUUUAUUCCCGGGAAAUUGAAAAUAGUGAAUUGCCAGCCCCAAUAAACAUACUAUACCCAAUUUUGGCAUUGUUUUUGAUGUACGAAGUUUGCAAAUCAGCUAAGUUUGCUUCUGCAAAAUUGAGUCAGAAAACAGCUCUUGAAAGAUACCAUUCUGCCCGUAUGAUUUUGGUAAUGGCCGUGUUAUAUUUCAUAGUCGGCGCACCAGGCGGUGUCCUUAAUUUUCUCACACUUUUCGUGGAAAUAGACUUCGGUUCGAUUCUUAUCAUACUUGUCACCUAUGCGCCUGUAUACAUGUCAACUUUAUUUUGUUUCAACGCAAUGUCCCACUUGAUCAAUUUCUCAAUGUCCUCCAAUUACAGAAGAACAGUGAAGGAGAUGUGGUAUUUUGGAAAAAGUAAAGUAGUUGUCACCCCGGUGAAUUGA